CAAAUUUAGAAGGUGUAUAAUCUUCGUUGUUCAAAGUUGAAACUAUUAGUUCAACAGUUGAACCAGAAGAAUUGAAAUCGUUUGCAAAUUCACAAAACUGCAACAGUGAGCAAAUAAUAGAACAGAUAAAAGCAGAAAUGGCAUACGUUUCUCCUCUAAUAAACCCUUCAGCAUCACUGAAUUUCAUCAAAACCACAAGCACGCUGCUGUUGAUAAAACCCUACGUCGCACCAAAAUUCUUCACACUCCACACAAAUCCUUUUGCCCUGAAUUGCACAAAAUUCACCUCGCUCGCCGCAGCUUCCGAAACAGAAAGCGACUACGACACCGAUGGAAUUGAAUACUCGGACGACGAAGAAGCGCCGCCGCCAAAUGGACAGUCUCCGUCUCCGGUGAAACAGCGCCGGCGCCGUUACAGGAAGAAGUACCCGGGCGAGGAUAAUGGCAUCACCGAGGAGAUGCGGUUCGUGGCCAUGAAACUCAGAAACAACGGGAAAUCAAAGAGCCGGAGAGCUUCUGCUGCUGCUGUUGUUAGUGAAGACCUAGAAAUUGAGAGUGACAAAGAGAAAGAGGGAAACAACGGUGAUGAGAUUAAUGAGACGUGGCAGCCGAGUAUUGAGGGGUUUAUGAAGUUUUUGGUGGACAGCAGACUGGUUUUCAGCACGGUUGAGCGCAUUGUUGAUGAGUCUACUGACGUUUCUUAUGUUUACUUUAGGAGGACUGGUUUGGAAAGGUCAGAUUGCAUUUUAAGGGAUUUAGAAUGGUUAAGGGAGCAAGGUCAUGAGAUUCCAGAACCUAGCAAUCCAGGAGUCAACUACGUGAAAUAUUUGGAGGAUCUUGCGGACAAGAGUCCGCCGUUGUUCCUCUGCCACUUCUACAACAUCUAUUUCUCACACAUAGCCGGGGGACAAGUGAUAUCUAGACAGAUUCAAACUCGUUACCAGGUCUCAGAUAUGCUCUUUGAUGGGAGAGAACUGGAGAUCUAUAAAUGGGAUGGAGAUGCAGAAGAGUUGUUGAAAGGUGUUCGUGAGAAGCUUAACGCGCUUGGAGAGCAUUGGUCAAGGGAUGAGAAAACCAGGUGCCUAAGAGAAACAACCAAAGCAUUUCGGUUCCUGGGCCAGAUAGUACGGCUGAUCAUACUUUAAACCAAUGCUUAUUAUACACCAAACUUGAGUGGCCAAAAGUUGGUUUCUUUUAGCAACAAGAUGUUUGUUGCAGUAGUGGUUUUGUUGGUUGGUCUAGGGAUUUUGGUAUUUAAUCAAAAUCAAUUAAGUGUUAUCUAGGGACUAGGUUACAUCAACAAAGCUAUCAUCUAGGGAUUUUGGUAUUCAAUCGAAAUCAAGUAUUAUAGAAUUUUCCCAACAUGUUGAUUUGUCUAUAACAGUAUCAUAUUUCUUCA
This is a messenger RNA of Salvia hispanica, 1399 nucleotides long. RefSeq names its product putative inactive heme oxygenase 2, chloroplastic. Gene Ontology annotation, molecular function: heme oxygenase (decyclizing) activity. Lineage: Eukaryota; Viridiplantae; Streptophyta; Magnoliopsida; Lamiales; Lamiaceae. The record is from RefSeq and is a predicted model, not a curated record. Gene Ontology annotation, biological process: phytochromobilin biosynthetic process; heme oxidation.